Messenger RNA from Helobdella robusta, 2034 nucleotides. RefSeq lists its product as hypothetical. Gene Ontology annotation, molecular function: ADP-ribosylglutamate-[protein] hydrolase activity. The record is from RefSeq and is a predicted model, not a curated record. Gene Ontology annotation, cellular component: nucleoplasm. The transcript is spliced from 9 exons. Bases 1 to 2034 code for a protein of 677 amino acids. Lineage: Eukaryota; Metazoa; Annelida; Clitellata; Rhynchobdellida; Glossiphoniidae. Gene Ontology annotation, biological process: DNA damage response; purine nucleoside metabolic process; peptidyl-glutamate ADP-deribosylation.
AUGGCCGAAAAAAACGAUAAUUUUAAAAUGAAUUUUAAAGAUGAAAUAAAUUGUAGUCAAAAAGUGAUGGUGGUUGGAACAAGAACUGAAAUCGAGCUAAUGAUCGAUCAUAAUGUACAAAUUAUUUCCGAAAGGUGCAGAGAAUAUGGUGAGAGUCUAAAAUUAAAAAUGAAAAAGUUAAGGGAAGGAAAAGUAGCUGAAGAGAAUAUCAACAAUCAAAAAUUUAUAUUUGAGAAUUCUGAUCUGAAAAAUCUCAAUGUCAGUUAUCUUGUUGGUUCAUUGAAAAUGAAUGAAGCACAAUUUUCUAACAAUGUUAUUGGGAAGAUUGACAGCAUUGAAACUGAAUCACAAACCAUUAUAAAAGCUGAUUUAAAAGAACCACCUCAAAAUGAAUCUCUGAAAUUUUGUGGUGGAAUUGAAAAUGAUAGAAACUGUAAGGUAACUUUAUACACUGGAGAUCUCACUAAUAUGUGUUCAGAUUACUGUUUGUUCUUCAUCGACCAUUCCGGAAGAAAUCCAAAAAAGAAUCCAUUUUUGGAUUACAUUGUUGUAAAGGCUAGGGUUGAUGAAAAAAAGAUGAAAUAUCUAACCACUGAAACAGAAACAGCACCUAUUGUCCUGGAUGGUGGGAGGUUAAGAUGUAAAAGUCUGAUAUUUGUUCCUCUCAUUUUUAAAAAAUUGUAUACUCCAGAGUUUCAUGUUGAGUUGGUUGCAUUGUUAAAUCAGCAACUUGAAAUCCUAUUUAGCCACUUCAAAAUAAACAGCCAACCAACCGUAUCCAUAUCCAUCCCCACAAAUGGUUUUGUAUUUUUGUUUGGAAAUAAGAACUUAUUCGUUACCUGCUUAUACAAAUCUCUGAUGGUUAACCUUUCAACUAGAAGAGAAUUUGCAACGGAGCUCAAUUUUGUUUUUCCAGAUGACAAUGAUCUAAACUUGAUCACUCCACUCAUGAAUGCCUCCGUCGAAGGCCAUAUUGAUAAUUUAGGCGCUAGUCUUACAAGUGGCACAUAUUUGGAAUUAUAUGCAGGCUCUUUGUUUGAUCUUCGGGUGGAUGCCAAACUCGUCAUAUUUGAUCAAAAUUUUAGUCCCGAGACGACAGUGUUAGGUAAACAAAUUUUGAAAAUACUUGGAAACUCCUUCACAACACAACUUAAUUCGCUUAAAACAAAGUUAAAAAUUAACAAUAUUAUUUAUAUAAGAGGUGAUAAAUUGAAAUGCAAAUUUAUCUUCUGUUGUCGCACCAUUUAUUCCGAGGAAAAAUCUGAAAAAGAGAGGUGCAUAGAUGGUUGUUUAAAAGAAGCGUUGGCACUUAUGAAGAAGAUGGGUUUGAAAAGCUUGGCAAUGCCUCUUCUUGGGUCGGGUAAUUAUGGUCUGGAGAUGGAAAAGUCCGUUGAAAUUUUGUUAAACAAUUUUCAAACUGACGAUUUUGGAAAGGUUGUAGUGGCUGUUCCGAUGGAUCGCCAAAUAGUUGAGAUGUUUGAAGUCGGUUGCCGGUCUAAAUCUAUUUGGUUCUAUCAAAAAGAUCGGUUGAUGAGCAAAGAUGAUAAGAAGGAAGAAGAGGAAAGUAUGGAUACAUCAGAAUGCACAUCAAGGGAAACAAAUUUGAGAGACUUUGAAACAAACGUUAUUGAUAAAGUUAUUGCUAACAAUGAUGACGAGAACGAGAAAAGUUUCCAAUCUUUAGAGAAAGACGAUUCCAGAAACAAGAAAAAAGAUGAGUCUAAAGCAGAAUCAAAUACAACGACAGCAUCCGAAACUAAGAUUAACAAGGCAAAUGUUGCAAGAUAUCAUUGGUAUUACGUAGAGAAUGGAAAAAAUAUUAGGUACCCAGAUGCUAUCAACAAAAUGCUGGAGAGGAACUACAUAAACGAGGCAAGUUGUUCAAGAUGGUCUGAAUCUGGAAAAAUUUUUAUCGUCAAAUAUGCCGAGAUGAUGGAGUUUGUGGAAAAUGCUGAUAAAGAAGAAACGGCUAUCAAAGUCUUGAGGAUACCUGUCCGGGUCUUGGAUUUAUGCAUUCCAUCACAUAGCUUUUGA